GUGUGUGUGUGUGUGUGUGUGUGUGUUUGACUGACGGCCCCCUUUGCAAAUUGCAUCUGACGUGAGGCCUGUCUGUGAAGGUACAGACUGUAAUCAGAGAGCAUCCUUUAUAGGUACAGCUCACAUCCUGAAUGAGAGAGCAGGACAAGAGAGGGGGAAAGGAAAGCAAAGUGUUCUAUUUUUGUUUUGGAGGGCCAAGGGUAGAGGGGGGCCGGUUGAGAGACUGUCACUGACCCAAAGAUCACUGACCUGUAUUUUCAUUUUGGUCAGAAAAGCUCUUUGGAUGGUUGUGCAUGGUCAGAGGGAUGUGACUGCAUUUGGAGCGCGGCUUUGUGAAUUUAAUCCGAUUCUUAAUAGUGUAAUUCUAAAUAAAGGCAGACAAGAGAUAGCUUCUGAGGAAUCAUGGCCAGAUUUCGGCGGAAAACCUGCGUCGCUUUAUCGCUUUUCACACUCUUCAUUUUCGGCACAAUGAUGGGGCUGAGGAUGCUGAAACAGACCGAGGGUUUGGGGGAGCCGGGUGCGAGGCUCCAGCAGUUUCCCCCGGAGGACAGACGGCGGCUAGUGCCGGUCAAAGCCAUCCUAAUGCUGCCUCCCACCGUGACCAAGGCAGCGGCGGCGAUCUCCGGCCCCUUGCCCGGCUACCCCCCGAUCAACCCGGACCUGCACAUCUUCUACUACGCCUGGUACGGCAGCCCCCGCUUCGACGGCAGGUUCCUGCACUGGGACCACCUCCUGGUCCCUCACUGGGACCCCAAAGUGGCCGCCAGUUAUCCGAGAGGCCGGCACCACCCGCCCGAGGACAUCGGCUCUAGCUAUUACCCGGAGCUGGGACCCUACAGCUCCCGGGACCCCCAUGUCAUCGAGGAACACAUGAGGCAACUUCGGUCUGCAGCCGUGGGUGUAUUGGUGUUGUCUUGGUAUCCUUCUGGAUUAGAAGACAACAACAGUGAACCGGUGAAUGACCUGGUACCCGCCAUACUGGAUGCUGCAGACAGAUACAGAUUAAAGGUGGCAUUUCACAUCUUACCGUACAUAGGACGUAAUGACCACACAGUGUAUGAGAACAUCAAGUACAUUGUGGACAAGUAUGGGUCUCAUUCAGCGUUUUACAAGUACAGGACCAAUACUGGCAGAUUAUUGCCUAUGUUUUACAUCUAUGACUCCUACCUGACAUUGCCAGCUGCCUGGGCCAAUCUCCUCACAUCCUCAGGAUCUCUCAGUGUUCGCAACACACCAUAUGACGGAAUGUUUAUUGGUCUGUUAGUGGAGGAGAAGCACAAACAGGCAAUCCUGGAGUCGGGAUUUGACGGCUUAUACACUUACUUUGCAUCCAACGGAUUCUCAUUUGGAUCGUCCCACCAAAACUGGAAGACCAUCAAGAACUUCUGUGACAGCAACAACCUGAUGUUCAUUCCAAGCGUGGGGCCAGGAUACAUAGAUACCAGGAUACGCCCUUGGAACAAUCAUAAUACACGGAACCGAGUCAGUGGAAAGUACUAUGAAACUGCCCUCCAUGCUGCUCUCACAGUGAGACCAGAGAUCAUUUCCAUCACAUCUUUUAAUGAGUGGCAUGAAGGCACGCAGAUAGAGAGGGCAGUGCCAAAGAAGACUGCACAGUACACCUACCUGGACUACUUGCCACAUGAGCCGAACCUGUACUUGGAGCUAACACAUAAAUGGGCUGAGCAUUUUUGCAAAGAGAAAGAACAAUGGCUGAUGUAAAAAUCUUAUAAAUAAGAAGUUCCUUCAGAAAUACCUACAAAUGUACCUUGACAUUUGCUUUAUAUUAAAAAGAACACAAGCCUUUUCUGGUCAAUGAAGUCUAUAGAAUCCUUCACUAUGUGUUGCUGCGUGCUUGGUCAUAUUUAUGAUGCUGGAGUUGAGAAGCUAACGUCAACAGGUGUAAGAGGCACCUUAACUAUGUGCAAGUGUCAUGGGAUCAUUCGACUGACAAUACACUGUUAAGGUUUGGGAUGAGAUUUUGGAUUGAGAUAAUGUAAUAGUUGGGUUUGCUGGACAACUGCUCUUUCCAGUGUUCAGCAGUUGGCCCUUUUCCUAGUCCACACCUGACACACCCUCAAACAACCAAAGAUGUUCCAGACAUUUCCUACCCAUGUAGUUCUGUGGGGAAUUGACUUUAAAUACAAUGAAGACAGUUGUGUUUUGGCACUACAGUAGGUAAUCAGUCCCUAAGGAACUCAAUCUAAUUAAUAGCAUCAUUCAAGGCUGUACUCUUGGGUAAAAGGUAGAAGCUGAGGUAGUGCAUGCCCCAUCAAACAUUCCCAUUGACUUCUGGGCUGCAAUUACCAAACACUGGUACUUACUGAAAGCAAAAUAUUGUGGAUGCUAGAGAUCGGAAAUAAAAACAAAAUGGUGGAGAAACUCAGCAGGUCUGGAAGUAUCAGUGGAAAAACAGUUAACAUCACCAAUACAUUAACUCAAAUUUCUCUUUGCCAAGUCUGCUGAGUUUUCACAGCACUUUUGGCUCAUAAGGGUAUUUAUGCUUAAAUACUCCAUCCAGGGGAAAGUGUGAGAUUCCAAUCAAGGACAAAACACGAAAUAGGAUCUUAUUCACUUGAUGUUUUAUACAAUGUUUUAAGUAAUAAUCCUUUUUGCAAACCAAAUGAGAGCUUGAAGGAAGGAACAAUCUAUUGAGAUCUUUCAGUCUGCAAGUUUAUCUUUUAUUCCCCACUUGAUCUUGCGGCAAUCAAACAAAAACUGCUUUGGUUAUUCAAUGCAUGGAAAAUGGGAAAUGGGGAAAAAAGCAAUUGUAAAGUUUCAAGUGGCAAUUUCAGCUGAUUAGUUGUCUUACCUCA
Messenger RNA from Chiloscyllium plagiosum (whitespotted bambooshark), 2816 nucleotides. RefSeq names its product glycoprotein endo-alpha-1,2-mannosidase-like protein. Gene Ontology annotation, molecular function: alpha-mannosidase activity. The record is from RefSeq and is a predicted model, not a curated record. NCBI's taxonomy places the organism in Eukaryota, Metazoa, Chordata, Chondrichthyes, Orectolobiformes, Hemiscylliidae.